AUGGGUCUCAACUACUUCGCAUCCUCGCCCACCGUAGUCCUGCCACCCCAGCAGUCACGAUCAUGCUUUCCUCACCACCACGGGGCGCACUCACCACCAGCAAUGGGUAAUUUCCGUCCAAAAUACCCUACUCCACCAUCGUUAAACUAUCUAGCGGCCGUUUCCAACAGCUCUGCUGGGCGCAAACGAUCCAUUGCCGACGUCGACGACCCGGAGGAGAAUCAACCCGUUGGAGCAGUCGUUACUCAAUUGCCCGUCAAGCCCAAGCCUGAGCCCAUCUAUGGCCCAGGUAUGACGCUCAUCUAUCCUGACGAGCCUGGGUACAAGAUGAUUGCCGAAUCCCAAUCUGGCACUUGGUUCGAAGAGAAGAUGGAGAAGGAAGAGAAGGCCGAGGCUGUACGUCCUAUUGCCGUCUCGCGCAAAUCAGCACGCAUCAGCCCCUCGGUCAAUGUAGAGGUGCCCUCACUCAACGACAUGGAUGCACAGAAAACCGAGGAUCUGAUUGACGAUAACGGCAACACCAUCAACACGCUCAUUGCUUCGCUCGGCGUUGGCUGGAAAAAUGUCAUGACCAAUCCCAACCUGCGCGACGCCGCACGCGCUUACUCGAGGGUCAUCGAGCGCCACUUUGACUUUACCGAUGCGCUCGUGAUGCUCGAGAAAGAGUCGCUUUCAGCUUACCUUGUUCGCGCCAAGCAACACGGCGUCCAAGGCUACUGGCUAUUCUCGGAUAGCUUGCAAUGGUGUCAACUUGUCGGAUGGUCGCUGGAACGCACCGUCGCGAAUCUCAUGUCUGGUCCAACCCCUCGUGUUGAAGGCGAACGCAUCAACGCCCGCCGUCUCACACCCCCAGUCUCCACUGCCCCGUUUGCCCAACCUGCCAACGACGCACUGGUUGACAUGGACGCCAUGGAGAUGUAA
This is a messenger RNA of Plenodomus lingam JN3, 921 nucleotides long. RefSeq lists its product as uncharacterized. The record is from RefSeq and is a predicted model, not a curated record. Lineage: Eukaryota; Fungi; Ascomycota; Dothideomycetes; Pleosporales; Leptosphaeriaceae.